Messenger RNA from Hydractinia symbiolongicarpus, 2232 nucleotides. RefSeq lists its product as uncharacterized. Lineage: Eukaryota; Metazoa; Cnidaria; Hydrozoa; Anthoathecata; Hydractiniidae. The record is from RefSeq and is a predicted model, not a curated record. The coding region runs from base 1 to 2232 and encodes 743 amino acids. The transcript has 3 exons.
AUGAUUACUAGACCCAAAAGGUUAUCAUACAAAGUUGAAAAGAAGAAUUUGGAUUUAACUUUCUUAAGAAACUGUCAGUCAUUUAAUGUUACACCGAAGUUUUUAUGUUUUAAUUUACCACACACCAAUUUUAAUGAUGGGCGAUUAAUACGUAAACGCUUACUGAAAAGUGCCAUUCACAAAGGAGAAAAAGAACGAAUCAAGUUAGGAAAAGAUUAUGUAAAUCACGUCCAAUCUCUUAGUGAUACCUUGAAUUCUAUAGAUUUCUAUAUUUUACGGAAAGCAGCCGAGAAAAGUGUUGAAAAAAGUAUUAGAAAAUGCAUUUUUACCCAAGAGAAGAAACUUAGAAGUCUAACUAAAAACGUCGCACCACCGUUUACAGCAGACGAAAUUGUCACCAAUUUAUCUUCGUACAAUUUGCUUGAUGAUGAGAGUGAAAUUUUAAAAAAUGGUCUGUCUUUUGCCAUUCCACCACUAACACUUAGGAAAACAGAUGUGUUUGUUUCGUUUGAAAGGAUUUAUCGAUUUAUGUCCUCAAAUUUGAAAGAUAAAAAUGAUGAUAAUCUUUUAAAGUCCAGCCUAUCACAUAUUGCGAACAGUUAUUACCACGAUUACCGACCCAGUCGCGAAGUUAUCAAAAAACAUGGUAUCCUGAAAAAGUUGAAGAAAAACAAUAUUGUUAUUUUAAAGCCGGACAAGGGAAAUGGGAUAGUAAUCUUAGACAGAAAGGAUUAUGAAAAAGGCAUCUUGGAUAUCAUUUUAGAUACUACUAAAUUUAAAAAACUCGACGAAGAUCCAACAUUGAAGAGAGAAGGACAGUUACAACGUUUUCUUAGGAAUUUAAAGAAAAAAGGUUUUUUUAGUGACAAAGUGUACAACGAUAUAUAUCCCAGUGGUUCUCAACCGGCCAGAAUAUACGGCCUUCCUAAAAUGCAUAAAUCUUUUGAAAAUUUACCUAAAUUUAGGCCUAUUAUAUCUUCUAUAGGCACAUGCAACUAUCAACUUGCCAAGUUUUUAGGUGGUUUAUUAUCUGAUGUAAUUCCCAAGGAUUACUGUACUGCAGAUACUUUCACUUUCGUUGAGGAAUUAAAAAAGGUGAGUAAAUCCGACAAGUUUAUGGUUUCUUUUGAUGUUUGUAGUCUUUUCACGAACAUACCAUUGAAUGAAACAUUAGAUCUUGCAGUUCAACUUGUAAUUGCCGGAAAUCGUAAACUCAAAAUCACAAAAUCUGAACUAAAACAAUUAUUCGUUUUUGCAACGUCAUCCUCGAAUUUUUUGUUCAAUAAUGAAAUGUAUGAACAGGUCGAUGGUGUUGCCAUGGGCUCGCCGCUGGCACCUAUUUUAGCGAAUCUUUUCAUGGGCGUUAAAGAAAAGGAAUGGAUAAAAAAUUACUCGGGUUGUGGUCCAACAUACUACCGUAGAUAUGUGGAUGACAUCUUUGCUUUAUUUAACGAUGAAAGUGAAGCUUUGGCCUUUUUUGAAUACUUGAAUCAGAGACACCCUAAUAUAAAAUUUACCUUAGAAAAACAAGUUGAUGGUAAACUUCCUUUUCUUGACAUUUUAAUUGAGAACACCAGUGACAAAUUUUAUACUUCUGUGUUCCAUAAGUCAACCUAUACUGGCCUUUUAACUAAUUAUUUUAGUUUCACUCCCAAAAUAUAUAAAAUAGGUCUCAUUAAAACACUAAUUGACAGGACUUUCAAAAUUAACAACAGUUGGAAACACUUUGACAUUAAUAUUAAGGCUCUGACUGAAAUUUUGAGAAAAAACUUUUUUCCUACAAAACUGGUAAACCACCAUAUUUCAAAUUACCUUGAUAAGAAUUUUUCUACAGCUGUCACUGCAGAGACAACUAAUGUAUUAGAAAAGAGGUAUUUUAAAUUGCCUUUUAUUGGCAAGUACUCUAUUACUGCCAAAGAAAAAGUCAAUCAACUUGUCAAUAAGAUGUGUAAAGAAAUCAAUGUUUGUAAUGCUAGCUAUGUGGGUGAAACCACCAGGCACAUUUCUAGUAGAGUUAAGGAACAUUUGAAAACUGAUAAAAACUCACAAAUAUUUAAGCAUAUGCAGUCAAAUCUUAACUGCAAAUUACUAUGUAACGAAAAUUGUUUUUCUAUUUUGGAUCAUGCAGACACUGAUUGGCAGAGGAAACUCAAAGAGGGUAUGCAUAUUUCUUGGUUGAAACCAGACCUCAAUAAACAAGUUAAGCAUUGCAUCAUCAAUUUAUCCGUUUAA